AAAUUGACCCUUGAUGAUCCCUCCACAUCUGUGAGGGUUGAUGUGUAAUUUAAACAAAAGUAUACGGGAGGGGCCCAGAAAGAUGCAUUCUUUCUCAAGGAUGGAGGAUAAACAUAGGGGGGAGGGUGGCUGAGUGAGCGAGGCAGGAACAUGCCAGAGGGACUCCAGCACUCGUUCACAUGAAGCAGACGCAGACUCGCCGCUGCUGAUCAUCCCUCAGCAUGAACCACAGACCACCGGGGGCCGAUCGCUGCAGGCCGGCUGCCGGCGACGCGGACCGAUCCGGCGCCAGGAGCCGGGACAACCUGCUCCUCUACGACGAUUUCAGGGAGGAAUUCUGCUGUGCCGGACAAUGCCUCGGCAGGCACAGCAGCUCUGAACGGCAGCUCGCAGCUCGCCUCAGCACCGGCAAGCGGCGGCAGGCCCUGCGAGCUCCUGCCUACAUGUUCUCGGCGCCGUCGUUCAGCCUGUCGGAGGUCGACCAGCGUUUCCUGGAGGCGGCCGAGUACGGCAACAUCCCAGAGGUGCGGCGCAUGCUGCUCCACGUCCCCAACCUGAACGUCAACGCCGUGAACUACAUGGGGCAGAAUGCGCUGCAGCUGGCUGUGGCCAACGAACAUCUGGAGGUGACGGAACUGCUGCUGGGGAGGGCCGAUUUGGCCCGAGUGGGAGAUGCUCUCCUUUUAGCCAUCAGUAAAGGUUAUAUCCGUAUCACAGAGGCGCUGCUCAGUCACCCUUCGUUUAGGGACGCUCACCGUCUGACAGCGAGUCCGGCUCAAGUAGACAUGCUGGAUGACUUCUAUGCGUACGAUGAAGAUGGGACAAGGUUUUCUCAUGAUGUGACGCCGGUGAUACUUGCAGCUCACUGCCAGGAGUACGAGAUAGUUCACACCCUGCUGAGCAAAGGGGCCCGCAUCGAUCCUCCUCACGACUACUUCUGUGGCUGCGACUCGUGUAACUAUCAGCAGCAGUAUGACUCCUUCAGCCACUCGCGCUCAAGGAUCAACGCCUACAGAGGACUGGCCAGUCCCGCGUACCUCUCCCUUUCUAACGAGGAUCCGGUGCUGGCGGCCCUGGAGCUCAGCAACGAGCUGGCCAUGCUGGCUGACAUCGAGAAAGAGUUUAAGAACGAUUACAGUCGCCUGUCAAACCAGUGUAAGGAUUAUGUGGUGGGCCUUCUGGACCUUUGUCGCAGCACAGAGGAGGUGGAGGCCAUCCUAAACGGAGAAACGGCUUUGGACGACAGCUACGACGUGCCGGGUCGCCCCUCCCUCACACGCCUCAAAUUAGCCAUCAAAUAUGAACUGAAGAAGUUUGUUGCCCAUCCAAACUGCCAGCAGCAGCUGCUGAGCAUUUGGUACGAGAACCUCCCCGGCCUGAGACAACAGACCACUGGUGUGAAGCUGCUGGUGGUCCUGGCUGUGGCGAUAGGACUGCCUGGACUGGCUGUGGCCUACUGGGUCACUCCCUGCAGCAGGGUGGGGAAAGUUCUGCGCAGCCCCUUCAUGAAGUUCGUCGCCCACGCCUCAUCCUUUACAAUUUUCCUGGGCCUGCUCAUCCUGAAUGCAGCCGACCGCUUUGCAGGCACCACCCUGCUGCCCAACAUGACCCACCAUCAGCUGCCUGGAAAUCCACAGCUCAAGACGGACCCCCUGCUGCUUCACCGCAAGACCACCACCCCCUUCACCUGGAUGGAGAUCCUAAUUAUUUCCUGGGUCAUGGGCAUGAUUUGGGCCGAAGUGAAGGAGAUCUGGAGCCAGGGACCCGGAGAGUACCUGGUGGAACCGUGGAACUUCCUGGACUUUGGGAUGCUGGCCAUAUUUCUGGCCUCGUUCAGCUGCCGCUUCUCUGCCAUGAAGCAAGCAGACUUGGCCCAGGCCUAUGUGUACAAACACUGCAAAACACUGUACAAACUGCCCCCAGAGAUACACUACUUCACCCUGGCACGUAUCCACUGGACCCCCUCGGACCCUCAGCUGGUGUCGGAGGGCCUGUACGCGAUCGCAGUGGUGCUGAGCUUCUCUCGGAUCGCUUACAUCCUGCCAGCGAACGAGAGCUUCGGCCCGCUGCAGAUCUCUCUGGGAAGGACCGUCAAAGACAUCUUCAAGUUCAUGGUCAUCUUCCUGCUGGUGUUCCUGGCGUUCAUGAUCGGCAUGUUCAACCUGUACUCCUACUACCUGGGAGCCAAGCAGAACGACGCCUUCACUACCCUGGAGGAGAGCUUCAAGACGUUGUUCUGGGCUAUAUUUGGACUGUCCGAGGUCAAGUCGGUGGUGAUCAACAACGGACACAAGUUCAUAGAGAACAUCGGCUACGUUCUGUACGGGGUUUACAACGUUACGAUGGUGAUAGUGCUGCUCAACAUGCUGAUCGCCAUGAUUAACAGCUCCUUCCAGGAGAUUGAGGACGACGCUGAUGUCGAGUGGAAGUUUGCUCGGGCAAAACUUUGGUUUUCUUACUUUGAGGAGGGAAGGACGCUCCCUGUCCCCUUCAAUCUGGUCCCUAGCCCAAAAUCGAUGCUGGGACUGGCCACAGCCACAAAGUCCAUCCUCUUACACCUGGUUCACAGACGCAGCGAGAAGCAAACUGAGACGCAACUCAAUCAGCUCGGGAAGAACAAAAAUCCAGGAUACGGAGGUUCAAAUGGUCCAACGAGGUAUCAGAAGAUCAUGAAGCGACUGAUCAAGCGUUAUAUAAUCAAAGCCCGAGCAGACAAGGAGAGCGAUGAGAUCACAGAAGGCGAGCUGAAAGAGAUCAAACAGGACAUCUCAAGUCUGCGAUACGAGCUGCUGGAGGAGAAAUCCCAGAACACGGAGACGCUUGACGGACUGCUGAGGAGGCUGGGAGAGUUCAGCACUCCGUCCUCUUAGCGCCGACUCAACCUCUGCCGAAACAUCAAAAGGCCGCCGUGUGCCUUUUGACAGCGACAGGGAGGAGGCAUCAUCAUAAAACAGGAACGAACGACGUGGAGACAAAGCUAUAAGUGGCAGCUUGGUGGACUUAAAGAGACAUUCUAGAAACCUUUUUUUUUUACAUAAAUAAAGAGUUUUGUAGCUUAGCUUCAGCCUCCAACAUAAGCUGAGAAUAUUGGACUGAUUUUUGACUUUUGUUUCAUAAGUCCAAGCUUUUAUUCAUAUCCGAUGUUUAAAUAACAUAUUGGAUUUUGUAAUCGCCUAAAUAUUUAAAUCUGACGUGGUUGUCUGGAGUUUCAGCGGGGAAACAUCCCUGCCGACAGGUACACAACAAGCUAGUUCUCACACGUGUACCCGGGCCUGUUAAAACGAUGUGAUCAUGAUACAUCCUCAAAUUUUUCUCUUAUUUUUUUAGCAGAAAGAACAGUAGAAAGACAGCAAUGUCAUACCCGACAUCUGUCAGGUGUAUAAACUGAUUUUAUGUCACGAUAUGUGGAGAAGGGGUUGAGAUUAUCAAAGCUUCGUGUUUCCUUUAAUAAAUCCUGCCAUUUUAACAGGGCUGUGUGCACAUACAGCAACUUACUGUGAUUUUAUAUUUUUCCCUCUUCAACAGCUGUAUUACAUUUUGUAAAUGCUUUCUCAUAAUGUGUCAUAACUUGUUUGCUGGAGUUGUAAGGUUUUCUUCCUGUCUAAAAACUUCAGGCUUAAAUAAAAUAUAUACUAUUCUGCCCAAUAA
Messenger RNA from Fundulus heteroclitus (mummichog), 3648 nucleotides. It is a transcript of the gene trpc6a, whose product is annotated as transient receptor potential cation channel, subfamily C, member 6a. Gene Ontology annotation, molecular function: store-operated calcium channel activity; protein binding; inositol 1,4,5 trisphosphate binding. The transcript has 14 exons. The record is from RefSeq and is a predicted model, not a curated record. Gene Ontology annotation, cellular component: cation channel complex; membrane. Lineage: Eukaryota; Metazoa; Chordata; Actinopteri; Cyprinodontiformes; Fundulidae. Gene Ontology annotation, biological process: regulation of cytosolic calcium ion concentration; calcium ion transmembrane transport; manganese ion transport. The coding region runs from base 222 to 2870 and encodes 882 amino acids.